Drosophila virilis is the source of this 4133-nucleotide messenger RNA. RefSeq names its product inner centromere protein A. The record is from RefSeq and is a predicted model, not a curated record. Lineage: Eukaryota; Metazoa; Arthropoda; Insecta; Diptera; Drosophilidae.
AGUGUUGGACAACGGUACUUUAUUGCUGCGCGCAUCAUUUUGUUGUAAUCGCUGAAACAAAAUGUUUGAAACGUAAAAAAAAGCAAACUGCAACAAAUUUAUAAAAAACGGCCUGCAAAAUGCCUAAAAUUAGCGAUAAUACAAUGCGCGAGCUGGAGGACAUAUUGAACGAGAGCGAAACCUAUGCGGAUCGCUUAGCCGCCUUCCUUAAGCAAAAGACUGCACCAAAGCCGCAGAGCAACACACCUUUUGUCCUUGGGGACCUGGACAUCACAUUUGAUUUUGAUGUGGAUUUGGUCAAAUUGCCGCCAAAAUCGCAACCGGCAGCUGCAAAGGAGACGGCAGCAGCCAAAGAGCAGCCCCUGCGCGAGAUUACCAACCAACCCCCUACGGCAGCUGAGCCGAAAGCGCAACCAGAAGCUUCACUGGUUUUAAACCGCCCAGAAAAUGCGGCACCCCCUACGCCGCCAGCGCCAAAGUCUCCUAUUACCUCGCCACGCAAAUCCACCUCUCGACGCAGCGGCGUUCAUGUGCCAGGCUCGGAUCGAUUGCGUCGCGUGGCCAUACAUCGACGCUCGCGCAGCUGUGGACGUCGCGACUUGCUAAAGGAAUUCAACAAUGCCUCGUCAAACGACUCAGAUUUUCUACCCACCGUGAACAGCACGCCAGCUUCGGAAAAGCAAACCCCAGCCGGGCCGGAACAGCCAACACAAAGAGAAGCAUCAGUGGCUCCAGCAGUAUUACAAAAUGACGAGCACUCUACGAUGCUAGCAUCGCAGCAUUGCACGACGCCCGAUAGAAGCGCUGUCAAAGGACGCACCUACACUGUAGAGGUUGGUCCUGAACCGGGUCAAUUGCUGUUGUCGCCCUCGCGUAGCAGCAGUUCUUAUAAUUUACGCACGCAACGGUCCACUUCGAACUCUAUUUAUAAUACUUCGCUUAGACAGACGGGCGUGCGUAUGGCACGUACGAGAGAGCAGGCAGCAAUGUCAGCAGCUAAAUUGGAGUUAUUAGCGCAGGAUACGCCACCGCGUAUUACGUUACCGCACACUCAGCCUGAACCUGAAUACAUUGUGCCCGAAACGCAGUCUCAGCCGAUGCAGCACAUGCUGCAAAAUAUGUCCAGCAAUGCGAUGGUGGCGCCUUUUGUGGUUAUGCCCAUGGCCACAAUGCUCACGCUCAGCUCGAAGCCAGCUGCAGCGCAUGUGGAUGUAGCCGCUCAAGUGGAAACGCCGGUUGCAACAAUGGCCAGUCGUAGCAUGCAAACCUCCCGCAGUCCGCCUGCCUUGCAGGAUGACAUUAUGACCGAUGACGAGAGCGCCGACGAGCGACAGGCAAGUGGGGCGCCUUUAAAUCUAGCACCCGCCGGUGACAAAACCACCAGGCAACGUAAUUUACGCAAGCGUGAGCAACGUGUAGAGAGCUCUGUGCAGCUGCUCGACUUGCAUCGUUCAUGUACCAGGAACUCACGUCAGCGUGGCAAAAAUAUGCAGCGCCAAACGGUACUUAAUAAACCCUCCCAACCAGCAAUCAAUGGCGAACAGUUUGCCAUCGAGCUGGCGCGCAUGAGCAAUUAUGAGAUUAUGGAUUUACGCAAACGCAACUCCUUGGGCAGGCAGCGUCCAGUGAACGGUCAUCGAGAGCAGCCCACAGAGCAGCAGCUGGUGUUGGACCAGCACAUUGAAUGGGAGAUAUUGCGACGUAAUCUCGCAGAGCCGAACGAGCAAGCUGGGCCCUCGCCACGCACGAACACAACGGCAACAACUGUACCCGCAUCCGAGAAUGAAUCUCUGUCUGCUGCAUCUUCUAUUUCGUCGCCGGCCCCACCGCCUAUGGGCUUUAGGGAUAGCACCAUGCUGGAAUCCCAUCAGGACAGCUCUAGGCAGCAUCAGAGACGCUCGCGCCUUAGGCGCCGUGAAACGCUUAUGCAAACAUUUGAGGCGGCAUCCAUUUCGCCAGCGACGCCACCUGCCGAAUUCAGGAACAGCUCAAUUCAGGUGCUGUAUCAUCAAAAGACGACAAGGCAGCAACAGCCAUUGCGACGUUUGCGCUCCAGGCAUCGAGAACUGUCAACGAGCGAGGAAUAUGAGCUGCAGACGGUCUGCACGCCACCCGCACAGUUUCGCAAAUCCAAGUCCAGGCAGCGGAAACAGCAGCAGCUGCUUGAGCGCGUACUAGCAACACCACCCUUGGCUUUCAAUGAUGUGCCCGUAACAGAUGCAGAGGAAGAGUUGCAGCUGCAGCAGCUACAACUGAUGCCGCCGGCAGAAUUUAAUUCACAAAUUGAUAAGUUGAUAGAGCAAGCUCCCACAACUCAGCCGUCAACGCUGGAGGAGACUAUGACAAGUGAGCAGCCAAGCACCAGCAGAGCCGCGCAAAAAUCUCUGCGGCUGAAUACUUCUAGGCAGGAAAAGCAGCAGAAGGAGAAAGAGAGGCAGCUCAAGCAGAUACAGCACUCGGAGGAGGAAAGCCAGCAGCCAGAAAGGCAGAAGGAAAGAAAGGAGGCGGAGAAGCUGCCACAGGAAAUGGAGCAGUCGAAACAGCAGCAGGAAAAGAAGCAUGCGAAACAACAAAAGGAGGAGCAACAGAAAGAGAAGCUUCUACUGGACCAGCAGAAAAAGGAGAAGCAUCAGCAGGAGCAACAGCAAAAAGAGCAGCAGCAGGAAACUCACCAACAAGAGCAACUGCAGGUGCAACAGGAAACGGCCAUUCAGGAGCAACAACAAGCACAGCAACCGCCGCUAUCAGACGAUGUCUUUAAGAAACCAACAGCGCCAGCGCCACGUGCCAAGCGUAAUCAAAAGAGUAAUCUGGAGCGACAACUAAGUAAUCUGCGCAUUAAUCUAGCCAACGAGACGCUGCCGUCGGAUGGGACUGAAGACGAAGCUGAUGCCAACACAACCGGAGUGCGUCGCUCCAGACGCGGCCAGGUGCAGCUGUGCAACACUUGGGUGCACACCAUAAGCGAUCCCUUUAGGUUUAUGCGCAAAACGUUUGAGUCCCCAUUAAAGACAGCGGCCAGCAAGCCCAAGAAGCAAACAGCUGCAGCUAGCGGCAAUUCUUUGAUGAAAAGACCACCGUUGUCCAGCAGCACGCCGCGAAAUGCAGCAGCUACUCCAAACAGCAGUACGAGUGGCAAGCGCAAGCGAGCGCCACUGCAGCAUCAGAACAGCGAAUCAACCGAUGCGGAUGCCAUUUCAGGCAUAAGCCGUCUUAGUGGCAUAAUCGAACAAGAAGAGGCGGAUGAUGGGCCGGUAGCGCAGCCAGCUGAGCCUAAAAGAAGGGGACGCAAAAAAAGGACGCCAGCCGUGGACAGCGCUAAGCAGUCAAAUGAAACAACUAAAGCCAAGAAAGGUAGCAAGAAGAAGCAAGAUAACGAUACAGUUGCUCAAACGGAAGAACAGGAGAUCACUAUACCGGACUUGAACCAAACGCCUGACUUGCCACCAGUUUCCCCGCUCCACAAUCAGUCGAACGAGCAAUCAUCGGAAACCCUAAUGGCCUGGCUAUGUGGCGACAGGGAUGUGCUGCCAGACACCACUGAAGUUAGCGAAAUCAAGACCGAUUCCAUGACCGUCUCACGUGCAGCCAACUUGCACUUCUCGAAGAUUGACGGCAUUGAGUAUGCCUUCUAUCAUACCGAUGAUCUCUACUCUAUGGGCUACAUGCGCUUCCAGCCGUUGCAACAACGCGGCUUGAAACGCGCCAAGACCAACACAUUGCGUUUUGUGGCGCUUCACGGCCAAUUUGGGUUUGAGAUUAUCAACCCGGACUCGAAGGAGAGCUACCAAGAUAUAUUGUACACGGGAGAUACUAUAGAAAUUAGAAAGGGCAGUCGUUACAACAUUAAAAAUCGCUUGGAUAAAGUUAGCGUCAUAAUGGUCUUUCGCAAUGGCAUAUGAACAGGCAGUCAUGUUUCAACAGACAUGGACUAUAUAAAGUUAUUUUUUGCCCUUAGCUUUUAAUUACACCUAAAUCUUUUGUUUUUGUUUUUCUCAUAAUAUUUUUUGUAAUAUUCGCAAUAGAAUGAAGAACUCACUUCUUAAAUGAUCGAGGUUAAGUGAGUUUUUCACUUCAAUAAAUAUAAUAAAGGAUUUGCUUCAACUUACUAAACAGUACUUUGAAAAUAAUAA